Messenger RNA from Oryza brachyantha (malo sina), 1362 nucleotides. RefSeq lists its product as uncharacterized. Gene Ontology annotation, cellular component: chloroplast. The transcript is spliced from 9 exons. The record is from RefSeq and is a predicted model, not a curated record. NCBI's taxonomy places the organism in Eukaryota, Viridiplantae, Streptophyta, Magnoliopsida, Poales, Poaceae. Bases 94 to 1044 code for a protein of 316 amino acids.
CUUCGUCGUCGUCGCCGCCGCGAGGCCACCUCUCUCUCCGCCGCGCACGCGGAAUCCGCCACCAGCGAAGCACGCACGCACGUCCCGAGACCGAUGCCUGCGCCUAGCGCCCUUCCCCCCCGCCGCUGCGCCUUCACCACCCCGCAGCCUUCGGCUCCCACUCCGCCGCUGCUGCUACCAUCCGCCGCGAGACUCUCUAGGAGGUCGAGGCCGAGGCCGAGGACUACGCCGCCCCGCCAGCUUGUGGCCGCUGUCCGGGCCAAGAGCAAGGACGAGGCCAGCUUCACCGACCGCAUCCUCGACUACAUCGAAGGGGGUCCAAAGUUGAGGAGGUGGUAUGGAGCACCGGAUUUGCUUCCCAAGGAUGGCGUUGCUAAGGAUGAGGAAGAUGAAACCUCAGAUAUCGAGGAGCCUCGAGAUGCUGUGUUAGUCACCAAUGGUGAUAGCGAGAUUGGACAGAUGGUGAUAUUAUCAUUAAUCCUGAAAAGGGCCAGAAUAAAAGCUUUAGUGAAGGAUAAACGGUCCACUGAAGAAGCAUUUGGAACUUACGUGGAGUGCAUGGUUGGUAAUUUGGAAGAUAAGUCCUUCACAAAGAAAGCACUAAGGGGUGUUCGUGCUGUAAUUUGUCCAGCUGAUGAUGGUUUCUUCUCUGAUUUGAUGGAUUUCAAGGGUGUCCAACACAUUGUUCUGCUAUCCCAGCUCUCUGUCUACAGAGGCAGCGGUGGUCUCCAAGCAAUUAUGAAUAGCAACCUGCGAAAGCUAGCUGAGAGGGAUGAAGAAGUGGUUCUUGCAUCCAACAUCCCAUCUACUAUAAUCAGGACUGGUUCUAUGCAAAGUACUCCUGGUGGCGAGAGAGGUUUUGAUUUUACGGAGGGUGCAGCAGCCAAGGGAAGAAUGAGCAAAGAAGAUGCGGCUACAAUCUGUGUGGAGGCCCUAGAGUACAUUCCCCAGACCGCAUUCAUUUUUGAGGUAGCUAAUGGUGACGAAAAAGUUACUGACUGGAAGGCAUGGUUUGCGGAGCGGAUGAACACGGCAACAAGUUAAAAGUAAACAAGCAUGAUUGAAAUGCAGUAAUUGUUUUAUUGAAAUAUUGAAAUGAAUAUAAGGGAAGAAACUCUAAGAAACGAUUUCAUUAUUUCCACCAAGCUGUAAAAGCCCAUUUUGGUUGUGGUUCUCUGAGUUUGCAGUCUAAAAUGGAGCUAUGGACAGCCUCAACUCACAAGAACUGUGAAUGUUAUGUAAAGGCAAAAGGCACACGAUCCAUCAUGGUAUUUGUACAAUUGUAAUUACCCAUUUGAAAGACUGAAACUCUGAAUAGAAAUUGCAGACCAAGUAAUUUUGAAGGUUGUCCUUUUGUAUAAC